CCUAACACUUGAGCUCGAAAAUGGGAAAAGUAUUUCUCGAUCAUAUUGGUGGCCAGAAACUGUACAAUUGUGCCGCAUGCGAAACUAAUCUGACCAACAAGCGUGAGUUAAUCAGUACUCGAUUCACAGGGGCUACAGGUCGAGCAUACCUGUUCAAACGUGUCGUCAAUCUCACGUACUCACAGGUGCAAGACCGCAUCAUGCUCACUGGACGCCAUAUGGUGCGCGAUGUUAUGUGCAAAAAUUGCAAAGCCAAGUUGGGUUGGAUGUACGAAUUUGCUACAGAGGAAACACAAAAAUACAAGGAGGGACGGGUGAUUCUGGAGCAUGCACUCAUCACAGAGUCCGAAGGUUUUCCAGAUGCCUAACAAUAAACCAUUAAACGACGUUCGAGAAGCGCGCAGCAUAUAUAUAAGUUACUGUAGAAGGUAGGAGCAACUGUAAGUGAACUUAUAUCCUGAUUGGUGUAAGCCGCAUCGAACAAUAACCACUAGACUAUAGCGUCAAAUUGAAUCUUUUAUU
Molecule: messenger RNA, 522 nt
Organism: Anopheles nili
Lineage: Eukaryota; Metazoa; Arthropoda; Insecta; Diptera; Culicidae
Gene: Yippee
Product: protein yippee
Exons: 3
Coding region: 21-368 (115 amino acids)
Source: RefSeq, a predicted model, not a curated record